AUCCAGGAUAAGCAUUAAUUUGCCCAUUCAUAUUCAUCUAUCUCUCUCUCUCUCCCUCUCUCAUAAUCAUUUGUUGAAAUAUAUAGUUUGAAUAGAUCUAGCUAGGGCAAGAAAAUAUUUGGAACUUUUUGAAAGGAAAAAAUUUGUCUACAAAGCUCCCAGAAUUAUGGAGAAAGGUCAUGAUCAUCAUGAAGAAGAAGUAAAUGUGAAGGAGCCAUUUCUUGAGAGAAGAAAUGAAGGUCAAGAGGAUGCACUCCAUAUGGUUUUUCUCAGCACAGCUGUGGCUGUUUGUGGCUCUUUUAUAUUUGGAUCAAGUAUCGGAUAUUCAGCACCGGCGCAGUAUCAUAUAAUGGAAGAACUCGGACUUACACUUUCUCAGUACUCAAUUUUCGGAUCCACCAUAACAAUAGGGGCAAUGGUUGGAGCACUCACCUGCGGUAAAAUUGCAGAUACUAUUGGCCGAAAAGGGGGCAUGAGUUUAUCAUCAAUAUUUUGUACCUUCGGAUGGAUAGCUAUAAUUCUGGCAAAGAAUCCUGAAAUGCUGUACUUGGGCAGGCUUUUAAUUGGCUACGGAAUUGGGAAUCUAUCAUACAUAGUUCCCGUUUUCGUUGGUGAGAUAACCCCUAGUAAACUCAGAGGAGCUCUAGGAACUCUGAACCAGCUUUUUAUUAUAAUCGGGUUAUCAGCAAGCUACGUAAUUGGCACUUUUGUUGGUUGGAGGACGCUGGCUCUAUUUGGAUUGGUUCCUUGUGUGAUUCUGCUUUUUGGACUGCUAGUAAUUCCAGAAUCCCCAAGAUGGCUGGCUAUGCGUGGAAAUGAAGAAGAAUUUGAAAAGGCUCUAAGGAAACUUAGAGGACCAAAUGCAAACAUAUAUGAAGAAGCCCACCUCAUUAAGGAUAAUGUAGCUGCGCUUCAACUACUUCCCAAAGCCACAGUGAUGAAUUUGUUCGAUAGAACUAAUAUUCGUCCAGUUUUCAUAGCUGUUGGUUUGAUGGCCUUUCAACAAAUUAUCGGAAUUAACGGAAUUGUUUACUACUCCAGCUUCAUUUUUAGGUCUGCAGGGUUUGAUCCCCAUCUUGGAAGCAUACUUUACGCAAUCAUACAGGUCAUAGUGACUGGUAUAAAUGCGGUUUUGGUUGAUUGGACCGGAAGAAGACCCCUUUUACUGGUUUCUGCCUCGGGCUUGCUCACGGGCAGUUUGUUGACUGCUAUUUCGUUCCUUUUGAAGGCACAUGAAAUGGCGGCAAAUUUGGUUCCAAUUCUCGCGGUAACUGGUGUUUUGGUCUAUAUUGCCUCAUUUUCAAUAGGCAUGGGUGCGUGCCCAUGGCUUAUCAUGAGCGAGGUGUUCCCUUUGAAUAUAAAAGGAUUGGGUGGAGGCCUUGUGACAUUGAUGAAUUGGUUCGGGUCCUGGAUGGUGUCUUUCUCUUUCAAUUUCCUCAUGUUAUGGAGUGAAUCCGGUACAUUUUUCCUUUAUGCAUUCAAUUGCCUGCUUUCGAUCGUUUUCAUAUUCUUUGUUGUCCCUGAAACGAAAGGGAGAAGCCUUGAAGAAAUCCAUGCUUCUUUAAGCUCUUAGUGAUCAGUCCAAUCCCUGUACACUUUUAAUCUCAAAAGAUAAUUUUUGGUAGAUUUAACAAUCUUUUGACGUUAUUCUAAGCUCAUACAAUGUGCAAC
Molecule: messenger RNA, 1671 nt
Organism: Oldenlandia corymbosa var. corymbosa
Lineage: Eukaryota; Viridiplantae; Streptophyta; Magnoliopsida; Gentianales; Rubiaceae
Source: the annotation of a GenBank genome assembly